CACAGCAGCCUUUUCCCAUGUGAUCAGCUGUGUCCAAUGACACAGCAGAUCACAGAAUUGGCACUGAUGAUCAGUACCCCGAUGAUCAGUGCCAUGCAGUGUUGCCCAGCAGUGCCACCCAUUAGUGCCACUCGCCUGUGUCCAGCAGUCCAUCCCACCAGUGCCUAGCAGUGCCCAGCAAUGCCACCCAUCAGUGUCCCCCAGCAGUGCUACCCAUCAAUGCCCAUCAGUUGUGCCCAUCAGUACUCAUCAGUGCCACCAGUCCGGGCCAUCAGUCAGCACUGCCCAUCAGUUUUGCCCAUCAAUGCCCAUCAGUGCCACCUAUCAGUGACCAUCAUUUCCACAUAUCAAUGCAGCAUCAUCAGUGCCUCCUCAUCAAUGCCCACCAGUGCUGCCUCAUCAGUG
This is a messenger RNA of Staurois parvus, 405 nucleotides long. Lineage: Eukaryota; Metazoa; Chordata; Amphibia; Anura; Ranidae. The record is from the annotation of a GenBank genome assembly.